Molecule: messenger RNA, 1115 nt
Organism: Poecilia latipinna (sailfin molly)
Lineage: Eukaryota; Metazoa; Chordata; Actinopteri; Cyprinodontiformes; Poeciliidae
Product: Rac family small GTPase 3
Exons: 5
Coding region: 238-735 (165 amino acids)
Biological process (GO): small GTPase-mediated signal transduction
Molecular function (GO): GTPase activity; GTP binding
Source: RefSeq, a predicted model, not a curated record
CAUUUUCACAUCCUGGAACGCGGCAUUUCCACCGUUUGUCUCUCUGUCGGGCCUGUCCCUUUAACAACACUCGGUUGUUCCCGGAGAAAGUCGGCGCAGUUCGUCAUCGACCUCUUUCACUGCGGCUUCAUCGCCAAGCGGACUAACCCGCUGCUCUCAUCCGAUCCCUCAGCGCGGACUGUCGGAUCCCUGAACUGUCCAGCCCCGGUUCCCGGAAAGCGUCCAGCUCCUGUCCAAAUGCAAGCGAUCAAAUGUGUGGUGGUCGGCGACGGGGCUGUGGGAAAGACCUGUCUGCUGAUCAGCUACACCACCAACGCCUUUCCUGGUGAAUACAUCCCCACUGUCUUCGACAACUACUCUGCCAAUGUAAUGGUGGAUGGGAAGCCAGUGAACCUGGGCCUCUGGGACACGGCAGGACAGGAGGACUAUGAUAGAUUAAGACCAUUGUCUUACCCACAGACGGAUGUGUUCUUGAUAUGCUUCUCCCUGGUCAGUCCGGCCUCCUUUGAGAACGUCCGAGCUAAGUGGUACCCAGAGGUGAGACACCACUGCCCCAACACACCCAUCAUCUUGGUGGGGACGAAGUUGGACCUUCGAGAUGACAAGGACACCAUCGAAAGGCUGCGGGACAAGAAGCUGUCUCCCAUUACCUAUCCUCAGGGUCUGGCUAUGGCAAGGGAGAUCGGUGAGAACAGCGCAGACAGAACACAUUUGUUAGCACUCAUUUAUGAGUAAUGCUGCUAGAAUGGAGAAUAUGAACUCCAAGUGAAGGAUGGGUAAUUUAGGUAGUUUACUAUGCAGGGUUUGCGUUUCUUUAGAUAUGAUGUAGUGGCCACUGUGGUGGUUUGAUCUUUAAGGGACAGUAUUAUGGAAAGUUGACUCUUUUUAGCUGUAGUGCUAUUUCCUCAUUAAAAAAAUACCUGGAGUGUUGCUUUGAUUCUUUCAUACGUGUUUGGGAAAAAUCCUUCAAUCCCCAUGGCAACCAUUCAGCUGCGCAAAACACUUCGAUGGACCUAGCUCUGCCUCUGAUGUGCAGCUCCUCCUUGGAGUCACAGUUUCCAGGCUUCAGUCUCACAGAGCAGCCCUCCACAUCACUCCCCACUCAGCUCCUUCAG